Molecule: messenger RNA, 597 nt
Organism: Linepithema humile (Argentine ant)
Lineage: Eukaryota; Metazoa; Arthropoda; Insecta; Hymenoptera; Formicidae
Source: RefSeq, a predicted model, not a curated record
AUGCAGGCUGGACAUAUGCAGAAUGGAGUACCGUUCUUUUUAGCGACGAAUCUCGUUUUUGUCUGUAUUCUUCAGACGGACGAGAACGAGUAUACCGUCGCGUUGGAGAACGAUUUGCAGACUAUGUAUACGUGGAAGACGUACUCAUACCUGGAACACAGUGCCGCUGUUGUUUCCGCAUAUAUCAGUGCAAUAGAAUGUGCAGCAUAUCGCAACGAUACAGACGUCAUCGGCACUUACUUUCAAUCACAUUUUCCUCAGAUUUUCUCAAGAAUUUCCUACAGUCUCUGGAAAGGAAUUUUGAUUGAAGUUAUAAAUAUUCUCAGUACAUUCUCGUGGAACUUUGUCGAUCUCUUUCUUAUUCUAAUUAGCAUAGCUGUAGCAGACCAAUUCAGACAAUUGAACAGUCGUCUUUAUGCGAUAAGGGGAAAGGCAAUGCCGGACUGGUGGUGGGCUGAGGCUAGAAAGGAUUAUAAUCACUUGGCGACCCUAACGCGCAUAGUGGAUUCUCACAUCUCGAGUAUCGUGCUUCUGUCCUUUGCCACCGACUUGUAUUUCAUCUGCAUUCAACUGCUGUUUUCCUUCAAGUAUUUUUAA